CAACUAUAACUAUACAUUAAUCUACUUUUUAUCGCGAAUACAGAUAAUCCCUCCCAAACAAACAUUUUUGGAGUAGGGCAAUACAUAUAUCAAUACUUGUCGCGAGACGCGACAUUGCAUUCCUUAAAUCUGAGUGAUCAACAUAUCGCGUAAGAAAAGUUUAAAUUUCGCGAUCGAGAAUGGCUACUUUGAAGUUUUUAACGCCAGAGCAAAAGCAAUUCUGGCAGGAGAAUGGUUACAUUAAGUUGUCAAACGUGUACUCUAUGAAGGAAAUGAAUGAAAUAUUGGACGCCUAUAAUGAAUUGUUUGAGAGGAAACGUCAAGAAAAUCUGUCGGGCCUGGAGGCUGGCUGGGCUGGAGGAGAUAUGAAGAAACUAGCUGGAAAUAUUGAUUACACUGUAAAGUCUAUUCACAAUCUACAAAUGCACAAUGCCGUGUUCACUCGGGCCAUUACACACCCGAAUUUAUUGGACGCUCUCGAGGAUAUUAUGGACACCAAGGACAUAUUGUUGCAUCAUACCAAAGCGCACAUAAAGCCGCCAGAGAAAGGAGCACCCUACUUGAUGCAUCAAGAUUACCAUUAUUUUCCUUUCAAGAAGCACACUAUGCUGGCUGUGUUUCUACAUUUGGACGAUACAACACCGGAAAACGGUGGUUUGGCGGUAUAUCCCGGCAGUCAUAAGCUGGGACCAUUGGAGGACCAUGGAUUGACUGACGAACAGGGUGAACAGUAUCAUUAUGUUAAUCCUGAGAAAUAUCCUUUGUCCAAAGCUGUUCCCGUAUCUGCCAAAAAGGGUGAAAUUAUCAUCUUCUCUUACUUGCUGCUUCACGGUUCAUAUCUGAACUUGUCCGACAGAAGCCGACGCAUGUUUCUCAUACAAGUGAGGGCGGCUGAUGACGAACCGAUCGAGGAUGUGCACAAGUCUCCUUGCCAGAACUUGAUGCUUCGCGGCAAAAAUAUUUACAGACCUGCAACGAUGGCCAACAGAUUUACGCAUUAAUCUAAUGUAUGACGAAUCUAACAUAAGUGAAUAUUUACUCUACUUUUAAAUUCGAUUGAAUGAAUGAAGAAUGUUUUUGACCAAUUUUUAUCAUUUAUUAAAUACAUAUGUGUAAUGCAUUUAA
Solenopsis invicta (red fire ant) is the source of this 1125-nucleotide messenger RNA. RefSeq names its product probable alpha-ketoglutarate-dependent hypophosphite dioxygenase. Gene Ontology annotation, molecular function: phytanoyl-CoA dioxygenase activity. The record is from RefSeq and is a predicted model, not a curated record. The transcript is spliced from 2 exons. Gene Ontology annotation, biological process: fatty acid alpha-oxidation. The coding region runs from base 180 to 1001 and encodes 273 amino acids. NCBI's taxonomy places the organism in Eukaryota, Metazoa, Arthropoda, Insecta, Hymenoptera, Formicidae.